Pezoporus occidentalis (night parrot) is the source of this 2534-nucleotide messenger RNA. RefSeq names its product alkaline phosphatase, intestinal (gene ALPI). Gene Ontology annotation, cellular component: plasma membrane. Gene Ontology annotation, biological process: dephosphorylation. Lineage: Eukaryota; Metazoa; Chordata; Aves; Psittaciformes; Psittacidae. The coding region runs from base 315 to 2174 and encodes 619 amino acids. The transcript has 10 exons. The record is from RefSeq and is a predicted model, not a curated record. Gene Ontology annotation, molecular function: alkaline phosphatase activity.
CACUGAAAAGCGCUGGGGUAAAGGGGGUGAUGAAACAAGGGUGAGAGGAGGCCAUGUUCCCCCCCCCCCAGUUUUAUCAGGCUGGGGCACAGUAUGCAAGUGUUGGUACCUUUCUGCAAGGGUUGAACAAGGAGCAGGGUUUUAGUCCACAUCCAUGGAUUUAUUGCACAAGUGCUGGGCUUGGUACAGGAGUGACCCCAGGUGCUUCCAAUACCCUUGUUGCCCCAGGUCCAAUGCUCAGUGCUGCCUGUGACACCCUGUGCCAGGGCAUCCACGUGCCUGGCACCACAGCACUGUAGGCUGGGCAGGCAGUGAUGCCUGCCAGGCACUGCCCAUCCUCUUGCCCCCUGCAUCUGUUUGUGCCCCGAGUCCGUCCAUACCCCAGCAGCACCACAGAGGCGCCAGCAGCCCAGCCCAUGGCCUUUGUGCUGGAUGCCUGGCACUGGGCUAUCGGGGACAUGCUGAACACCUCCACACACCCUGCAAGGGCUGAUACCAGUCCAAAGUCCCUCCCCAGAUCUGCUAGAAAUGCAGACACUGCCAGCGGUGCUGGGCUACCGGAUCUCACCAUGCAGCUCCCGGCGCUCCUCAUCCUCUGCCUGGGCCUUCGGGCAGAGCUCAGCACUGCUGUCAUCCCAGUGGAGGAGGAGGAUCCAGCCUUCUGGAACAGGCAGGCAGCCGCAGCCAUUGAGGCCUCCUUCAAGCUGCAGCCCAGGGUAACCGAAGCCAAAAACCUCAUCAUUUUCCUUGGAGAUGGAUUCGGGGUCCCCUCCAUCACGGCCACCCGCAUUCUAAACGGGCAGCAGCAGGGGAAGCUGGGCCCUGAGACCCCCCUCGCCCUGGAUUCUUUCCCCUAUGUGGCUCUCUCCAAGACGUACAGUGUGGACCGGAUUGUCUCUGACAGCGCAUCGACUUCCACAGCCUACCUCUGCGGGGUUAAGGGCAACUACCACACAGCAGGAGUGAGUGCAGCUGCCCGCCUCUCGCAGUGCAACACCACGGCAGGCAAUGAGGUUGUCUCAGUGCUGGAGCGAGCCCGCAAAGCUGGGAAGGCGGUGGGCAUCGUGACGACAUCACGGGUGCAGCAUGCAUCGCCCUCGGGGGCCUAUGCCCAUGUGGUGGACCGCAACUGGUAUGCAGAUGUCAGCAUACCCGAGGAGGCCCGUCUCCAAGGCUGCAAGGACAUCGCCUGGCAGAUGGUCCACAAUGUUGACAUCAACGUUAUCAUGGGGGGUGGUAGGAUAUACAUGACCCCUGCAGGGACGCCGGACCCCGAAUAUCCUGCCUAUGAAACAGAGAAUGGGAUACGGGGGGACGGGAAAAACCUUAUCAACAUGUGGCUGGAGGCACGGCCGGGUGCCCGCUAUGUCUGGAACAGGACAGAGAUGCUGGCUGCAGCUGCUGACCCCAGCGUGACUUACUUGAUGGGUCUCUUUGAACCCAUGGACAUGAAGUAUGACCUGGUGCGUAACACCACCUUGGACCCAUCGCUCACUGAAAUGACAGAGGCUGCCAUCACCAUCCUGAGCAGAAAUCCCAAAGGCUUCUACCUCUUUGUGGAAGGUGGCAGGAUUGACCACGGCCACCACGAAGGUGCAGCCCAGAAGGCGCUGACGGAUGGGAUUGCAUUUGACCGGGCCAUCGACCGGGCGGGUGCCCUGACAGAUGAGGCGGACACCCUCACCGUGGUCACCGCUGACCACUCACACGUCUUCAGCUUUGGUGGCUACGCCUUGCGUGGCACCUCCAUCUUCGGUCUGGCUCCAAGAAAAGCUGCUGACAAUAAGAGCUACACAGCCAUCCUCUAUGGGAACGGGCCAGGCUACCUGGGUGCUGUUCGGCCCAACGUGAAUGAAUCCACAGCCAGUGAGGGCACAGGGAUCAUGGUCGGGUGGUGGGAUAGGGCUGUGGGCCACUGCUAUCCCCCUCACUCCCUCCUUUCCCCUCCCCAGAUGAAUUCGACUACGUGCAGCAGGCGGCUGUGCCCCUCAAGUCGGAGUCCCAUGGUGGUGAGGAUGUGGCCAUCCUGGCCAAGGGUCCCAUGGCCCACCUCUUCCACGGGGUGCAGGAGCAGACCUAUGUGGCCCAUGCCAUGGCUUACGCCGCCUGCCUCGAACCCUAUGUUGACUGCCAGCAGCGGAACUCUGCCACUGGAGCCCAUACCACCUUCCUGACCCUGCUCCUCCCCACCGUCCUCCUGCCCCUCUUCCACUGACCCCACAGCCCUGCUUUCCCCCCUCCCUACUGCUGCGGCAUCCACAGGUGGAUGGUAACUUCUUGGAGUAUCCCUGAUCUGGACAUGGCAGUCAUGAGGCACCAUAUCCAGGAAUGGGGGGCCCCUACACCACCUGCACAGGUGCUGAGUGUUUAAUAAAUAUGGAAUGUGAUGCUACUGAGACAGCUGUGUUAGCGCUGUGUGGGUCCCCAUGCUGUGCAGGCAGGGCUGGGGGUGCUGCCCACUGCUGCCCGUGCCCUCACCGCGGCCUCUUGCACCCGCCUGGCAUAUCCAGUGCUUUAUUGACCAGAAACAGCAG